Danaus chrysippus (African queen) is the source of this 13704-nucleotide messenger RNA. Lineage: Eukaryota; Metazoa; Arthropoda; Insecta; Lepidoptera; Nymphalidae. The record is from the annotation of a GenBank genome assembly.
AUGACAAAUGUGAUCGUCUUGCAGGAGCUCGUGAAAUACUCUCAACGUCUCGGCGACGAUUGUACGGACCUUCAGAAAGCUCUCGAGCUAUUCUUAGGCGUCCCAACUCGGGCGACAAGCAACCUCUUCAUAUCUAGCAUCGAAGGUUACCGUGGGAACAUCUAUAAACUAGGAAGGUUACUGACCCACGACUGGUUCACCGUCACUUGCGGCCAGGAACGCGAACAACUGUACGUCUUCCUGUUUAAAUCGAGAUUACUCCUUUGUAAAGUCAAGCGGAUUGGUGAAGAUCGAUCGGCUUUUGAACUUAAACAAAUUAUCAAGCUUCCCGAAGUUGAAGUAAGGGAUAUCCCAGACAGCAACAAGUUCGAACUCCAUCAGAAAGAACCUCCUCUUGUAAUUACUUUUAAAGCACACAAGGAGUCUAUUAAAACUUCUUGGUUGCAAGAGAUAAAGCGUUACGCCACCGAUCUAGUUGCACUAGCGGAACACGCGGCAGACGAUCUACAAGUUCAACCACCUCCUGAAGAAUUGAUAGAAAAACCAGAAGAGAAGAGAAAGAGAUCAGUUACUGAAGAUUACAUUGAAGAUAUACAAGAGAAGAAAUCUCGUACGGAGGAAGUUGAAGUCUCAGAAGUUCUAUCGAGACAAGAAUCUCUAGAAGUACUUAAAACAAAGAGAAAGGCAUCUACUGAAGCACAGACUAUCACUAAACUUUCCAAGACUGAAGGAACAGAAACAUCAUCAAUAAGCGAAGUCCAAGAAAUAUACGAAGCUGUUGGCUCUGAAAGUGAAGUCGCAGUAGACGUAGCAUCUACAACAUUAGUGACGCAAUCAAUUGAACAGCAAUCUGUCACAUCUCAGUCCCAGCUCAGUCAAGAAACGGUUAUUCAAAACAAAACUCUACAAAUAGAAAAUCAAGAAACCGUAUCCAUCCUAUCUGAACAAAAACAAAUUAGCGAACAAGUAAGUAUACAAUCUGACCUAGCUGUCAGUGAAAACAAGGAAACAGUAAUUACUGAUAUUCAAAAGUCGGAAACAUCACAAGAUCAGAAAUCAUCUCUCAUAGAAACUCAAGAAUCGUUAAAGUCUUCUGUGGAAGCUACGUUACAUACGACAUCUGAAGAAACAAGCGCUCAACAAUCUUCUUCCUACAACGACCAAGUGUUAAAACCUUCGAAAGAGGAACAAAAUAACGUAAAACUAGUGGUCGAGAGUGAAGAAAGUGUUGUUUACGAAAAACAAACGUCAAAAGUAGAGUGUAUUGAAGUAACUGAUAACGUUUCAAGUAGUACUAUAGUAAGUACUUCUGAUACUGAAUCUAUUACAUCUUGUGUUACAAAGAACGGACAGAGUGUAACCGAUAUAGAUUCAAAAAAUAUAAACAGAACAUCAUAUGAAGAUAAAACAAACACUGUAGAUAAAACUGAGAUAACAUCGAAACAAAACACUAAAGAGACAUUUACGUCUUCUGCUGAAACAGAAGAAUUGAAAUCAUCUUCACAAUAUUCAUCUUUACAGGUUAUUGGUGAUACCGGUCAGGACAGUGCAAAAGAAUACGAACAAACUAAAGAGGAAAAGUCUUUUGUUUCUGAUAGAAAGGAAAACGGUGAAACUGGAAAAGAUCAGGAAAUUACUGAUAUAAGUCACACUGAGGACCAAAAGUUAGAAGAAAAAGUACAAGAACAAAGUCAAACUGUAACCACAGAAGAAGAAAACGAGAUGUCGAGAUACAGCCGCACGUCGCGGCUCUCUGGAGAAUACUCCAGCAGCACCCGCAAACUAUCUUCGGGUGGUCGCUACGAGUCCUCUACAAACGACGGCGGGCUCUCAAGUUAUUCGCGGCGUGAGAGUGGCGCCCGCUCUGAGGCGCGAUACGAAGCUGCCACGACUAUAGAUGGCAAUUCACGCUACGAAUCGAAAUACUCGUCAUCCGCUUCCAGCAAACUUGAGGCUGGCUCCAAGUACGGCCUUGAAUCAAGUUUUGAAGUCAAGGAAGCCUCGAAAUACGGGAUUGAAUCUGCCUCCAACGCUGGCAGUAAACUUGAUAGCAUUGCCUCCAAGUACGGAUUGAGCGCCGAUUCGGACGCUCAGAUAGAAAACCAAUCUUCUAAGUACAGUGUGGAAGCUAGUUAUGACGGAAAUUCCGAAACUAUGAGUAAAAUUGACAGCAUCGCUUCCAAAUACGGACGCAAUUCGAUAACCGGCAGCUCCAAAAUUGAGAGCCGGUCAACGAAAUUGAACAUCGAAACUAGCUUGGACGGCGAUAACGUGAACGGAGAGUCGGUGGUAGAAUCGAAAUAUAGCAGCCUGAGAAACGGUGACAGUGUCUCUAAGAGCAAGUACUCUAAGAAGACCGUGUCGAACGGUUCUGUGUGCGAUGAGUACGGUUCAACAAAAACGGUAAAGAGAUCCGAGUCCAGCGAAGGGAAGCCAGUGUUCACGAAGACACUAGAAGGACAGAACAUCGAGCCGGGAGAGAACGUGACCUUCGAGUGCGAGCUGUCCAACGACGAGGCCAAGGUGACCUGGCUGAAGGACAACCGGCCGCUGACCGACAAGCUGGCGGACCGGGUCGAGAGGCGGGCGUCCGGCGCUGCUCACACGCUGCGGCUGCUGCACUGCCGCGAGGACGACUCCGGCGUGUACACCGCGCUGGCCGAGACACAGCGAGGCACAGCAACCUGCACCGCGCAGCUAGUCGUGCACCAGCUGACACCAGAGGAGAGGCGACAAAAGAAUGCACUUAACGCACCAUAUUUCGUGGUGGCUCUCAAGGAUACAGAGAUCCUGUUGAACACGUUCCUUCGCUUCAUGAUCAGAGUGAAGGGAAAUCCAAACCCAGUAGUUAAAUUUUACCGUGAGGGUGUGGAGAUCGUGUCAAACUCUCAGUCUGACCGAGUCAGCAUCCUCCGCACGCUGGCCGACAGCGGUUGUUACGAGCUGGUCAUACCUGACGUGACGCGUGACGACGCAGGGAAAUACUCCUGCCGGGCCGUCAACGAAUAUGGAGAGGUUGAGUGUGAAGCUACCGUCACUGUUGUUGAUGACAAGAACAUCUUCGGAGAACUGCCGCCGGGCGGGGAAGGUCUGUUGCCUAAAGGAGAGAAACCCAGCUUUACAUGGAAAAAAGAUGGAGUCAACUUCGACCCUGAAGAAAGAUUUAAGGUAUUGUUGGAGGAUGACGAGGACUCCCUGGCGCUAGUGUUCCAGCACGUGAAGCCUGAAGACGCCGGCCUCUACACCUGUGUGGCCAAGACCAGCACCGGGAACAUAUCCUGCUCCGCGGAGCUUACCGUACAAGGAGCGGUGAACUACCUUCACCGUGAACCCCAGAAACCUGAGCUGGUGAUCGAGCACCGCGAGGCUGUAGUGUCCAGCGGUGGAUCGGCUAUACUCGAGCUGGUCUGCAAGGGCUACCCCAAACCUACAGUGGUGUUCAAACACGAUGGAAAAGUCGUUGAAGCUGAUGCCAGACACAAGUUUCUUCACGAGGACGAUGAAAACAUGUCCCUCGUUAUCAAAAACGUGUGUGAAGCUGACGCCGGCGUGUACCACAUCAGCGCCGAGAACGACCUGGGCGAAGACACCACCACCGUCAACCUGGUGGUCAAGGCCGCGCCCAGGAUUAAGAAGAAAAUUGAAAACCAGAGCUGCAUGGCGGGUUCAACUCACGAGGUGACCAUCGAGGUAGAAGGAUCUCCGGCUCCAGAACUGAAGUUCUUUAAGGACGGCGUCGAAAUCAAGUCCUCGGAACGGAUCCGCAUAGUGAAGGAGUCGGACGAACUUUACAAGAUCAUUAUCACGGACUGCAAGCUGACUGACACCGGCUCAUAUUCUGUUGUUGCUACGAACGAAGUGAACCAAUGUUCAGACUUCUGGCAGUGGCACGUGUCCUCACCGCCGAGAGUGACCAAGAAGAUGGGGGGAGAACGGAUCUGUGACGAGAAGGAGACCCUCACACUCACCGUGGACACGGAGGCAGACCCUGCUCCUACUGUGACCUGGUACAAAGAUAAAGUAGAGCUUAAGGAGUCUACUGCAGUGAAGAUGUCAUCAAAAGGCCAGGCUCACUCUCUGGUCAUCACGUCCGCCGCUCGUGCUGACAGCGGGGAAUACUCCUGCGAGGUCCGUAACACGUUAGGCAGCACGAGUGACUCAUGUUCAGUGAACGUUCGUCGCGGGCCCGUGUUCACUCAGCGGCUGACCGACCUCACGGCGGCCGAGGGGGACGUUAAUGUGGAGUUCACGGUGGAUGUAGACGCCUUCCCGCAACCAAGCGUGCAGUGGUAUUUAGGAGACGUUGAAAUAACAGAGAAGAAGUCAGUGUACAGUCGCGUAGACAACGGCAGCAGUCAUAAGCUGAUCCUUAAAGAGGUGUCCGCGGAAAUGUCCGGACGAUACACUUGUAAGGUGACCAACGAACUGGGUGAAGACUCCUGUCAGGCCACCUUCACUGUUAACAGAAAACCCCGCAUUACAAAGAGCUUGGUCGACAUGACGGUGGACGCUGGUCAGACUCUGAAAAUGGAGGUCGAGGUUGAGGGUUGUCCUGAACCAAAGGUCAAAUGGUUCAAGGACGGCAAAGAGGUCACUACGGACGCUAGGAUAAAGAUUGAACGUGACACUAAGAGGUUGGAGAACUAUCAUCUCACUGUGACUCUGGUCAAAGAAGAGGACGGAGGAGAAUACGAAGUAAGAGCUGAAAAUGAAAUGGGCAGUGUGUCCAGCAAGAGCACUGUCACUGUUCAUACUAAAGAAGUUCAUUCGAGAUUCAAGAAAGAAAAUAUUCUCGAAAAAGAAUUGGAAGAUGAGAAUCAAUGUCAAAAACAACAAAUUGAUUUCGUUGACACUGAGAAGAAAAAAACUGCUGAAAAAGAAAAAACGAAAGCAGAAGUGGCGGAAGAGAAGUCUUUGGAUGAUGAAUCUAAAGUAAAAGUGAAGGCCGUUGUAAAUGAGGAAGUUGAUAAACCAGUCCCCCUUAAAUCCCAGAAAUCCUUUACAGAACCUGAAAAAAUUGAAGAAAAAUCUUUGGCUGAUGAAACUGAUAUUAAGGUAAAAACAGUUCAAUCUGAAGAUGUUGAAAAGCCUGUUAAAGUAAAAUCUCAGAAAUCAUUCACUGAGCCAGAUAAGAUUGAAAAGAAAACUUUAGCAAAAGAAGAUGAGACGAAAGGCAAACCUGUGGCGAUUGAAGAAGUUGACAAGCCCGUUCCAAUGAAAUCACAAAAAUCUGUUUCUGAACCCGAAGUUAUUGAAGAAAAAUCGUUUUGGGAUGACAUACAAAACGAUGAAAAAGUAAAAUUGGCUGAGAUGAAUGAACCGGAAAAUGUCCCACGAAAAGCAAAGAAAUCGUUUUCGGAAACGCAAGAGGCGGAGACCAAAUCUAUUUGGGGUGAAAAUCAUAAUGAAAAAAUAAAACAGCCAAUUGUUGAAGAAGUAAUUGAUAAACCAAAGCAAGUUGAAAGAGAUGUUACUAAACCAGAAUUAAUAGAAAAGAAGGAAAUCGAAGCUGAUCUUGUUUCACCAAAACGCAAGUCUGUUAAAAAAGAAUCUAUUGUUGAAGAACCAUUGAGUGCUGAAACUGAAGGGCGAGUUUUCGAAACAGUAACCACGUUCAAGUCUGGUGACGAUGGUUCAAUUAUAGUAUCUAAAGUAAGCAGCACCCGCUCUCAUGGCGCUAUUGUCACAGGUCCAGCCGAAACGCGCACUUUACAUAAAAUGACAUCAAGCGCUGUAUAUUAUGAUGAUGAUGAUGAAUGUGAUAGAAAGGUUUUAAGACCGAAUAAACCGCACACGACUUCAUUAGAAGUAGAAGAGAUCGCUAGUCACAGUUACUAUCUAUCCGAACUCGGAUAUUAUACAAUACCAGAGCAUAUCAGACGGGGCACAUACGGGAUAAUCGAGGAACCCCAGACCGAUUCUGACGCGGAGACCAACUCGAGACAUGGCAGACAAUUUGGCGCCCGAACUCUGUCAAUUAUGUCGAUGUCAGAAGAUGAUAUGAGCUGGCAAAACGACUCGCUCUCGCGAGAAAUUUCCAUUGAGGACCUUUCUAAAUGUAUCUUCGAAAUAGACGAAACUAAAAAAGUAUUCAGUAGAGACUCAUACGUGCGCCAAUCGUCAUUUAAGGAAGAUUUCUUCACAGACGAAGGUGAAGAGGAAUCAAUUAUAUUACAAGAAAAAAGUCAAAAGGUCUUUGAGAACGAUAUCACAGAGAAAAUUAUUCACAUAUCGAAAGAAUUUGACGAUAACAGUUCAGUGCAGAAUAAGAUAGACGAUGUUAAGAAUCGUAUUAUAGAAGAACUCGUAUUAAGCCCUACUAAAAACCUUAAUAAUAUAACAAAGGAUGUUGCCGAAUCCUCAGUGGAAAGAAAGAAAAAACUUAACAAUAGUCUGUUCAGUGUUGAAGAGGAAGACAGUGGAAUAGAAGACUUACUGAGACGUAGCCAGAGACAAAGGAGCAUAUUAGAUGACAUUCUUGAUCAAGAAGACAAAAAAGCACCCCCCAAAUUAAAAAACAGCAGCAUGAAGGAUGGACACACUCACGAAUCUCUGCCUCUGGUUUAUACCGUGGAAGCCUCGGGUACUCCCCAGCCCACCGUGCGCUGGCUCCAUGACGGACAGGAAGUGAAGCCUGAUGACAGAGUCCACGUCUCCAACGACGGAGAUCUUUACAAGCUAAAGAUUGACUCCGUGGACAUGAAGGACGCCGGUAAAUGGCAGGCUGAAAUUAUCAACGAUUUGGGUAAAGAGACUCUGCAAGCUGAGCUGUCCGUAUCACCGGUUGCCGAGCUUCGGAAGCCAAUCUUCACGAAACCUCUGGAAGCUGUGAGCGCGAUGCAGCGGACCCCGGCCACGCUAACCGCGGUGUGUACGGCGGACCCCUUACCUCACGUGUCGUGGGCGCUCAACGGAAACGAACUACAGCCUGAUGUUACCCUGGUCAUGAACCAGGAGACCAAGGAACUUGAUCAUGGCAUCAAGGAGUGCACUUUCAGCCUUCAUCUACCCAGUGGCCUCCACACAGAUACGGGAACUUACACUCUCACGGCCAAGAAUAAGUACGGUGUAGGCGAGUCAUCAGCUCGACUGGACAUCCUUCUGCGGCCUGAAGUAGAGCCUCUCAAAGACAUCACCACUGUGCCCUUCGAAGAAGUCACCUUCAUCACUAAGAUCAAGGCCAAUCCGGUUGCUGAAGUCAAAUGGAGCAAAGAUGGCUACGUAAUCCAAAAGUCAGAGCAUUACGAAAUUCUUGAAGACCGGGAGAAGGAACGGUUCCAGCUUGUGAUUAAGGACGUGAGGCUGGAGCAGGCCGGCACCUACACCGUCACCGCCACCAACAACCUGGGAGAAACCACACAACAGGCCAAACUGAAUGUGCACACGGACAAGCCUACGUUCGUGAAGCCUCUGCAGAAGCAGAUCGUAAAGGACUAUGAAGAUGUUACAUUGAGGGUCCGCUGUGACGGCGUGCCCAAGCCUGACGUCAAGUGGUUCUUAGAAGGGAAACCGGUGGAAAAUGAUGAGAGACACACCGUCAGUACAGUGGUUGGGGGUCAAGUGGACAGCGAACUGGAGAUCAAACACUUUGGAGCUCAAGACGCGGGAAAUUACACGGUGGUAGCCAGCAGUGUAUCAGGCUCAGCGGAGUGCUCGGCUGUAAUCUCGCUAGCACAAAUUCCUCCGGGCUUCUCUCACAAACUGGACCGGCAGAAGGAGGUGGAUGAGGGAGAACCGCUGGAGCUGAAGGUCAAAGUUGACGGCAGCCCAAUACCGAAAGCUAAAUGGCUCAAGGACGGCGUUGAGUUAUCUCCGUCAGACAGCCACGUACAGCAGAGCUGCCAGCCGGACGGUACAGUCAAGCUGUACAUCGAGCGAGCCACGCCUGCUGACUGCGGCGCUUACAAGCUAAUCAUCACCAACCCUAGUGGCGAGCAUAUGGCUUUGUGUGCGGUCGCCGUUAACCCAACUCCCCGCAAACCUUCAUUUAGCGAGGAGCUGGAAGAUACUAAGGUGGUAGUUGGUCAGCCGUUGAAGAUGCAGGCGCGAGUGAUGGCCUUCCCCGCGCCGGAGGUGAAAUGGUUCAAGGAUGGUAUCCCGCUGAGACCCAGUCAAGCCGUGAACUUCAUCAACAGUCCAGGAGGAAUCAUCGGUCUCAGUAUUGACAGCGCCAGGCCCGAAGACGCCGGCGUCUACUCCUUGGUCCUUACAAACAAACUCGGAGAAGCGGAAUCCAAAGCUAAAAUAGAAGUGGGUCAGAAGGAACGUAAACCAGCAUUCAUCGCAGAACUACAGCCGGCUAAAGUUAUCGAAGGUUUCCCUGUCAAGAUGGAAGUGAAGGUGCUGGGUCACCCGCCGCCUUCUAUUAAAUGGACUCGUGAUGGCAAGGAGCUGAUUCCCGACGGUCAAUCAGUCCGCGUGGUGUCUCAGCCUGACGGGACACACGCUCUGCUUCUGUCUAAUGUGUCUCCGAGCGACGCCGGGGUGUACUCAGUGAUCGCGUCUAAUGAUAAAGGCGAGAUGACCUCCAGCGCGCCCCUCACUGUCUCCGGUCGUGAGGACGCCUCCAGCCCUCAAGAACGUCCUCAACUGAUCCACGGCCUGCGAGAUGUGACCGGUGAAGAGGGCCAGCCACUCAUCAUGAGCGCGCCCUUCACAGGGAAUCCUGUACCCAAGGUCUCGUGGACUAAAGACGGGAAGCCGCUCACACCUAACGAUAGAGUUCUGCUUACCUGUGACGGAAAGAGGGUGGGAUUGGAGAUCAAUCCACUGGAGGUAGGAGACUCGGGAACAUAUUCUGUGAAGCUUGAGAACCCUCUAGGCGAGGACUCGUCUGACGGAAAACUGACCGUACGGAAAGUAUACCAGCCGCCGAAGUUCGUGCAGCGAUUCACAGACCUACAACAGCUGCCGACCUUCGACGCGAAGUUCCCUGCUCGUGUGACAGGCGUGCCUUCUCCCGAAGUAUCUUGGUAUAAGGACGGCGUGCUACUUAAGCCAUCUGACAAGUACAGUUUGAAGAGAGACGGUGACGCGUGCUGCUUGUAUGUGAGGGACGUGACGCCGGGAGACGCGGGCCUGUACCGCUGUGUGGCUCGGAACAGGGAGGGGGAGGAUAGCUGUGAGGCUGCUCUUGAAGUUGUUGAUAAAAUAGCUCGCAAGCAGAAGGUAGAACCUCCAUCGUUCUUGAAGCGUCUGGGUGACGCGGAGGCUCUGCGGGGUCUGAGCGCUAAGUUCACGGCCUGCGUCACCGGGACACCCGACCCGGAAGUCGAAUGGUUCCGUAACGACAUGAAGUUGUUCCCGUGUGAGCGUGUUCGUAUAGAGCAGGAGUCGACGGGCUUGUUGCGGCUCACUAUAUCAGGCGUGGGGCCUGACGACGCUGGAGUCUAUCGCUGUAGGAUCUCCAACCCUCACGGGCAAGACGAGUGCCAGGCUAACCUCAUAUAUGACACGGGUCUAGAACCACAGUCCCAUAAGAAGCCGCUAUCAGAACAGUACUCAGAUUUCGACAAGAUGAAGAAAACUGGUGUGCCGAUGCCACUGACGGACAAGCCCAUCAUCUCACGCAUGGCUGACAGACACCUCACACUGUCCUGGAAGCCGUCCAUCCCUCACCAGCCGAGGUUCCCUGUCACCUACCAGGUGGAGAUGUGCACCAUACCAGAUGGUGAUUGGUUCACUGCUCGUACGGGUCUACGGUCUUGUGCCUGUGACGUUCGCAACCUGGAACCCUUCCGCGAUUACCGCUUCAGAGUCCGUGUUGAGAACCGCUUCGGCGUGAGCGACCCGUCACCCUACGCCGUCACGCACCGCGCCAAGCUGGAACCCGACCCGCCCAAGUUCGUGCCCUACCUACAGCCCGGCAUCGACUUCCGGCCGGAGACCUCGCCCUACUUCCCUAAGGACUUCGACAUCGAGCGGCCUCCUCACGGUAGCUAUGAACAGGCUCCCAAAUUCCUCCGACAAGAGCAAGACUCACAAUACGGUGUGAAGGGCCACAACGUGGACCUGUUCUGGUUCGUGUACGGCUACCCGAAGCCCAAGAUGACUUACUUCUUCAACGAUGAACCCAUUGAGGCCGGAGGAAGAUACGACUGGAGCUACACCAGGAACGGACAGGCUACGCUGUUCAUAAACAAAAUGUUAGAGCGUGACGUUGGUUGGUACGAAGCAGUGGCCACUAAUGAGCACGGCCAGGCCCGGCAGCGUGUGAGGCUGCAACUAGCGGAGCACCCCGCCUUCAUACGACGGCCCGAGGAAGUGGUUGUUAUGACCAGAAGAACGGCUCGUUUUGAAGCACGAGUCACUGGCCUGCCAUACCCUGAUAUCAAGUGGUACAAGGAUUGGCAGCCACUGGCACCUAGCUCCAGGAUUAAGAUGUACUUCAUCGAACCGGACACAGUACAGCUGGUGAUAACGGACGCUAUUCUGAAGGACGAAGGUCUGUACUCGGUAUCAGCUCGAAACGUCGCCGGCUCAGUCAGUUCAUCCGCAAUGCUUUAUGUGGAAGAAAGUGAACAUGAAUAUUCACAAAGAAUCCGUGAAUACCCUCCACGAAUCAAGCCUAGCAGCAAACCAUUUGGAGACCAUUUCGACCUUGGAGACGAGCUGGGCCGUGGAGUGCAAGGGGUCGUGUACCAUGCUGCCGAGAGACUUUCAGGUCGUAAUUACGCUGCCAAGAUUAUGCACGGUCAUUCGGAGCUGAAGCCGUUUAUGAAAAACGAACUGGACGUGAUGAACCAGCUGAACGACCGUCACCUUGUGAGACUCUAUCAGGCCUUCGAACACGACCACACCUUGGCACUGGUCAUGGAACUGGCUGCUGGAGGAGAACUGGUCAGAGAUCGGCUGCUGCGUAGUACCGGCUACAGUGAACGCGAGGUAGCGGGAUAUAUGAGACAGUUGCUAAGGGGAUUGAAACACAUGCAUGACAACAGUUACGCUCAUCUAGGACUCACAAUCGGCGAGCUGCUUCUGUCUCACUCAGGAAGCGAUUAUUUGAAAAUUUGCGAUUUCGGCCUGUCACGCAAGAUCCAUCUCGACAAGCACGCUGCCUUGAACUACGGUAUGCCUGAGUACGUGGCACCCGAGGUGGCUAAAGGAGAAGGAGUCACCUUCGCCGCGGACAUGUGGAGCACCGGCAUCAUAACCUACAUACUGCUGAGCGGAAUAUCACCCUUCAGAGGCGCCAAUGAUAGAGAGACGCUGACGAGGAUUCAGGAAGGGAAGUGGCAGUUCGAUGAGGAGUGGUGGUCCUGCCUGAGUCGGGAGUCCAGGGACUUCAUAUCCAAACUGCUGGUCGUCAACUGGAGAGACAGGAUGGACGUCGAUACAGCCCUGAACCAUCCCUGGCUGACAAUGGCUGACAAGAUCUAUAAGGACGAAUACAUCAUAUCGACGGACAGAUUGAGGAAUUAUUACAAUUUAUACAGGGAAUGGAUGGACAACGCCCAAUGUCGCACGUGGUUCCGUCGUCGGCCGCUGAGUGGCGCCUUCGAGCAUCCCUCCAAGAUGGUGUACCCGCCCGGCAUCAUAUACACUCCUGAAGGAACUCCUGAGCGCGACGACAUCUCCAGAGAUAGGAAACCCGCGGAGUGGGACCUGAAGUUCAAGCAGUGGGAUCACCCUGACUGGGAGGUUUCCGCCAAAUCUGAGAGCCACUAUCAGAACGGUCCCGACACCUACUUGUUGCAACUACGAGACACUUCGUUCCCGGUGAGACUCCGAGAGUAUAUGAAGGUGGCCUGUACGCGCUCACCUGGAUACAGUCUGGCUGUACACGACACAUACGACCCCAGGACGCCAAUUAUCCGCGAACGUCGGCGGUUUACUGACAUCAUGGAUGAGGAGAUUGAUGAUGAACGACGCGAGAGGAUCAACAACUACGGAACGGAGUCCUACACCAUCCGAAGACUUAGACACGAGCUCGGCACGCGCCUCGACAGCUACGCGGAGGCACAGGCCUUCAUGGAAUCCAAAAAGGACGGCCAGCUGCCUUUCUUCCGAGAGAAGCCCCAAGUGUUGCCCGUCCAGGAGGGCGAUCAAGCUCAGCUCUCCUGCUUCGCCGUAGGAGAUCCUCAGCCUUCGAUACAGUGGUUUAAAAACGACAUGGUCAUCGCUGAGGGCCAGCGCAUCAAAAUCAUUACGGACGAAGAAGGCAGGUCCACGCUCAAAUUUGACCCAGCUAUGCAUCACGAUAUUGGUUAUUAUAAGGUCGUAGCCAGGAAUAAGGUCGGUCAGACGGUGGCUAGGACGAGGAUAGUGGAGGCGACCCACCCGGACGCCCCGGACAGCCCGACCGCGGCUGACGUCUCCGAUACUGAGGUGUUACUCCGGUGGAAACAGCCGAAGUACGACGGAAACUCUCCCGUGGUGUGCUACAGUCUGCAGUACAAAAAGGGAGAUAGCGUGGAAUGGAUCACAGUCGCUGAGAAUAUUGACCACGAGUUCUUCGUCGUGAGGGACCUCGAACCGGACACGAGCUACCAAUUCAGAUUGUCAUCCCGCAACAGAAUCGGCUGGAGCGACAAGGGCAUCCCGACUAACUUGGUUAAAACGAAACAAACCGGUUCUCCAAAAAUAGAGGUGACAAAGGCGAUGAAACACUUGCAACAGUUGACUGAAUCUGGACAGGAAAUUGUUUUGGACGAAAAUAAACCCGUACUGGACUACGACACGGAAAACAACCCACUCGAAUGGGACACGACCACCAACGUCUCCGAACGCUACACGUUCAUAUCGGAGCUGUGGCGAGGAAAUUUCUCAACCAUAGUAAAAGCCGUCGACAAGAACACAGACAGCGUUGUAGUAGCGAAGCUUCUAGAAAACAAACCCGAAACUGAAGUUCAAGUGCAGAGAGAGUACAAUUGCUUGAGAAAACUUAAACACGAGAGGAUAUCGAGCUUAAUCGCGGCAUAUCAAAUUCCUGGGUCACCGGUGGCCGCGCUCGUUAUGGAGAAGCUGCAAGGCGCCGACGUGCUCACAUACUUGUCGAGUCGUCACGACUACACCGAGCAGAUGGUGGCCACGAUCGUGAGCCAGGUGUUGGACGGGCUGCAGUACCUCCACUGGCGCGGCUACUGCCACCUCAACCUGCAGCCAGACAACGUCGUGAUGGCCUCCGUCAGGGCCAUACAAGUCAAACUAAUAGACUUCGGCUCAGCGCACCGAGUCACUAAAUUGGGCACCAGCGUCCCACAGGUCGGCGACUUGGAAUAUAAAGCUCCGGAAAUAAUAAACGACGAGCCGGCCUACCCACAGACGGAUAUAUGGUCACUUGGAGUAUUGACCUACAUCCUGUUGUCAGGAGUGUCACCCUUCCGUGGCACUGACGAUGCAGAGACUAAACAGAAUAUUUCUUUCGUGAGAUACCGAUUUGAGCAUCUAUACAAAGAGAUCACUCAGGAGGCAACCCGUUUCCUCAUGUGGGUGUUCAAGAAGGUCCCUCUGAAGCGUCCGUCAGCCGAGGAAUGUCCCGAACACCGCUGGCUCGCCAACUCAGACUUCAUACAGAGGAAACGAGAGAGGGCUGUCUUCUUAGGCAACAGGCUCAAGGAGUUCUCAGAUGAAUAUCACGAGCGUAAGUCUCGCGCCACCUCCCAGACGGACAUCCUGGCGUCAUGCGGCGCCGCCCCGAAGCUGGCGCGCUCCAACAGUGUCGCUGACGAAUUACAAACUAACACUGACUUCUGUACGCACUGA